GGAAAUUCAUCGACAGUGUACGCACACGGUUGCUCGUAGAAACCCACGAGCGUUUAUCACUUCUCUGGCGUCCUGCUCAGCGCGAUCAGUUCAGUCUGUAAAAUGGCGGAGAACCGGUGACUGAGUGGGAAAAACGCUCUCUCGAAGCUUAUCAAUUCGAAAACGUUCGUUCACGCGACUAAAUCCUCGUCGAAGACGCGAGUCACGAGAAGCUCGUAAAUCAUUGGUUUAGGAAUGAAAAGUGCACUUUUGCCUGAUCGGAACGUCGACUCGUACUACUGCAAGUUCAAAACUACCCCGUAGAACGAGUUUUCAAAUCCUGGACGAAUACUUCCGUCCGAUAACCGUGGCUUCGACCACUCAGGAAAUUUCCUAAACGGAGUGCUUUCGUGGAAAAAUUUCACGGUAUUUCGUGCUGUCGCACUGCGUUAUCUCGCUGCUGUGAUUUCGAGCACCAGCACACCGAGCAUGGCGUUGGUUGGAGGGUUGACGAGAGCCAAUAAUGGGACUGAGCCUCCGAAAAUCAAAAAUCCUCGUUCCUUCGGUUAAUCUUUGGAAGUAAACCGUUUGGAAUUUCGAGUCCCACCGUCCAGGAAACCCGUUCACAAUAUCCAAUGAAAAGCGUAACCCGGAAGGAGCAAAAGCAGUGGGAGGCGACCGCAGACGCGAAUCGAUAAGUCGCAACGCGACCAAAGCGGGACGAGGGCCUAUAUACACGUAUAUUUUCCUAGUUUUCGAAGACUGAAAGUUGCCCAGGGUGGAUGUGAGAAAGAAGGGAAGAGCCUGAGGGAAAAAAUCCACCUGUGCAGAGGAGGAAUACUUGAGGAAAGGUUAGGGAAGACGAAUCGUACGUUUCGGGGAAGAAAAGAUGUUUGCGUGCUGGGUUUUGACCGGUUUCCUCGGGGCAAUUGUUCUACUUUACGCCCUCAUUGAAGUUCAUUAUUUUCUGAGGAUUUUCGUCACCGUUUUUUUCGCAAGGUUCUGCAAAAAGCGAGUCCACAUACUCGACGAAACGUCCGUCUACGGAAUUUGUACGACGACGGACGUCGAUACUCUGCUGUACCACAUGAACAACGCGAGAUAUCUGCGCGAGCUGGACUUCGCACGAGCUGAUUUUUACGAGAGAACGAAUCUCUAUCGUGAAAUUUGUUCGCAAGGAACGGGCGUAGUUCAAGGGGCCGCGACGAUACGUUACAGAAGAUUCCUCAAGCCUCUGUCGAUCUUCAAAAUCAUAUCGAAAAUUAUUUACUGGGACGAAAAAACGAUAUUCAUGGAGCAUCGUUUCGUCACUCCCACCGACGGUUUCGUGAGAGCAAUUGCAAUCUGUCGUCAGCGCUUGUUGGACUGCAGCGCCGAAGCUGUCAUGUGCGCACUCAUUGAACGAGGAGUCAAGCAAAACGGUAGCGUCGAAGUUGGAGUCACACAGAUUCCACACGUGCGUCCAGAGAUUCCUCCGGAAGUGGCGAGGUGGCUCGAGUGCAACGAAAUAUCUUCAGCAGCGCUGAGGCAACGUCCCGGAGCAUCGGAAAACACGAAUUGCUGACCCAACUUCCAGGAUCCCAGAGGAUCCGAAAUCGAAAAUCAUUUGAACCAAAGCGAAAUAAAUAACGUUACGAGAAUUCAGGGAAUCGAGAGACAAUCGAUCGUCGAACAGAGGGUCGUGUACAGUAACCUUUGAAACGAAAUACUGCAUUAUCGAGCUUGCUUACCCUGGAAAUUAUCUCGUCGAUUUUUCCCACUUGCCAUAUGCUCGAAUUAAAUUCAACGGCUAAUAAAAAUCGAGAGUUUUCCAUUAUCCGCGUUAUCCAAUGAAACUCCAUUUUUUCCUCGACCGACCUGCUCGGGCGGUACUUCAGAAUGUUUUGUAACUAAAUCGUCGCGGUCGGUUGGCAAGAAAAAACUUUAGAAAUUUGAUAAUCAGUAGAAAAACUCUUCAAUAAGGAAACUUUUGUCAGCACACGAAAAGUUUAUUUUUUCAAGCUUUUCAUGAAUAUUUUCAACUUCCAAUUUCACUGCUUCGGAGAACGGAAAUCGGUUCAACGUAAAUAUCAACGAGGUUGAAUAUCCAAAACCGAAUUGAUUCUUGAAUAAUAAUUUUAUAAGUUUGGGAAGAAAUAGACAUUUUUUUCACGACGAGAGUAGUUUAGCUUCGGUAUAAAUGAUUUCCUUGCACAUUAAAUCGAUCGAAACUUCAAUUUUUCAAAGUCCGUACCAAUCACUCUCAAGGCCACUCGUGCCUGAAACAUUUAUCUCGUCGCGAUGAAAUAAAAAGUAUUAGCACGACAAAUAAAAAAAGAAAAAACUAUACAGGGUGUGAUCCUCAAAUAAAAAAUGAGUAUUUUGCGGUAAAAAAUAACGGUAUGCGUCCGUCUUCGUAUUUGACUGUAAAGUGAUAACCUCGGUGUAAAUAAUAAAUAAUAACUGUAGAAAUAUCGAAUGGUAAAAAGGAGAGUAAAAGUUUUACGGAUUCUGUAAUGUUCUUGAAAUAUUCCUGUUGACACGAUUGAACCAUUGUACAUAACAAUCAGAAUAGCUUGUUUAUUUUAACUAAUUAAUAAUGAUGUAUAUAUACACGAGUACUUUCUUCCUAAUCGAAAUAAAGAGUCAACGAUGCCUUGAA
Molecule: messenger RNA, 2620 nt
Organism: Venturia canescens
Lineage: Eukaryota; Metazoa; Arthropoda; Insecta; Hymenoptera; Ichneumonidae
Product: protein THEM6
Exons: 6
Coding region: 869-1543 (224 amino acids)
Source: RefSeq, a predicted model, not a curated record